CAUUUCCCUGUGAGCUGCUGCAGGAAGAGCUCUAUCAGUGUGCGUCCAUCAUUUUGGGGCACAGAUGGGUCCCUCUACCAUCUUGAACACCAGGAUGUGGACCUUUUUAUUUCUUUACAUCUUGGCCAUAAACUUCUGUCAGACUACUGGAUAUGGAAACUCAACACAAAUGCUUUAUGCCAAACUGAUAAUAGACGAAAACUCAAUUCCGAAUAUCACUGCGAUGCUGCAGCCUUUGAUGAAAAGCACAACCUUUUAUGUUGAAACACCUGUAAUGACAACAAAAUGUAAUGAUGUUUCAAGCAACAAAGAAUGUAAAUGCUAUCAGGGCUACAAAUGGAAUGAUGCUCUUUGUCAGUCUAAUCCGACAUGUUGUGACAACACGAGCUGUAUUUUGGGGAAAAGUGUAGACGCAAUGUGUAUUUUAAACACCACAGUUACCAUCAAGGGGUCUCUUAAACUGCCGGAUGAAAAAUAUGUAGGUUGUUUACAAGAUGAAAAAUCAGAUACCUAUCAGGCUUGCAGAAAUGGCGUGUUGAAAACGAUGAAAGAGGUUUUUAGCACUUUGAGAGGAUUUGACUAUUUAGAUAUCACAGGAUUCAGGCUUGGAAGCAUCAUCACAGAUUUUGUAAUGAGCAUUGUUUUUGGAAUCAGUUCAAAAGAUCUGAUUGACCUAUCUUUAAACAUGAGCCAACAGCUGUCAGCUUCGCUUGAUAUGAACACCUCAGGUGUUGUCCGCUUAAUAAUGCCAAAAAUGCCUGUGCCUUAUGAGGCCACCGACCAAAUGAUCACAUGCACAGCAAAUGAGAAUCUGCAGGCUUCACCAAAAUGGACCAUAACGAACAUGAUUGGAAGAUAUAACAUAACUGAUGGAACAGUCUCAACUGUUACAAUUGUAUCACCAACUAAGAGUUAUAUCAACCUCAAAACAGUGACAGAUCUCUGGGAAGGAGACUACUUAUGUCUCUACCACCAAAAGGAUUAUCGUAAUGGAUCUUCAGUCAACAUAUUUCACAAAGAUAGCGCUAAAUUGGAUGUAGCCCUAAAGCCACACAUUGAUGUCUCCACUAAGCCAUCAUUUCCACGCUGUACAACUCAAAACCCUAUUCUGGUGGUAAUAGCCAAAUGCGUGAUAAAGGAUAGCAGCGAACCUUAUAAUGUGACAUGGAGUGGUACCGGCCUCAGAGAACAAGCAAAUCAAACUGAGAGUGAUAACACACUAGCUUACACAGUUAAAAAAAUAUUUAACUGUAAUUCAGACAAAGGAAAUGAUACUGGAAUAACAUGUACAUUUCAGAACAGGCUUGGACAAAUAACAACUUCCUCGGUGCCCUUCAAUAUCAUACAAGAAGGGGAAAAAUACUGUAAAGCUGAAAGUGACUGGGAAGACACCAAAGCUGGUUUCACUGCAGUUUUAAAGUGCAAGAACUCAGCUGGGAUAAUACGAAGGAAAUGCGACUCAAAUGGAAAUUGGGAGCCCGAGCUGUCUGGAUGUGUGAACUCAGACCUUUACAGUGUGUUGCAAAAUGCCAUAAUUUCUGACACUGGACUUGGGUCAUUAGAUCAAAAUGCAGGAACUGUAUUUUCCAACCUUCAGAAUGUUACUAAAACAGCGGAAACUAUUAACACUUUUGCCAACGUGAAUACAUCAGUUGUAGUACUCAACACUAUGAGUGUAAAGCUGGAGAACAAAAGCAUAUCUGUUCAAGACACAGUCAAUGAUAUCCUGACCUCAUCCAGCAAUCUACUGGAUAAGUCUCUUCAAAUGUCAUGGAAAACACCGGAUCCUAACAGCAACAAAACCCUGGCUGAAAUAUAUCUGCAUUCAGUUGAGAAUUUAAUUAUGAUAUCAGAAAUGAGUAAUAGUUCAGUUAAAGAAAACAUACAUGUAGACACAUGCAAUGCCAGCGAUCAAUGCAAAAAUAAUGUUUUCAAUGCUGAAGUCACUGUCAAAAGAUCAGGAGAUGGCAGAGUAAAAACAGCUGGAUUCAAAAACCUGCAGAACUAUUUACCCAAUACCACAAAUACAUCUAGCAUUAACAGUAUUAUUGUGUCAACAACUUAUGAAGGGAGUAAAAAAGAUCUUGAAAUUAAAUUGAAGUUUGAAUUGCUCCAAACAAGGCCUCCUGAUGUUGAAAUGGAGUGUGUCUCAUGGGAAUACAACAACAGCCGUUGGUCACCACGUGGAUGUAAAUGGGGGGGUGCUUCUAAGCCUGAUGUGUGCAUUUGCAAUCAUAUGACUUCAUUUGCUAUUCUGAUGUCUAAGACUCCCUUGGACAUCCCUUAUAUGACUGAAAUUACCUACACUGGACUUUCUGUAUCAGUUGCGUCACUCAUUAUCAGCCUCCUGAUAGAACUGAUCGUCUGGAACAGCGUAGUCAAGACGAAUACUUUAUAUCUACGCCACACUGCCCACAUUAACAUUUCUCUAUGUUUGCUAGUGGCAGAUUGUUGUUUUCUGGCGUCUUCUUACCCAGAGGGCAUUUCAGACAUCUGGUGUAAAAUCUCAGCGCUUCUGAAGCAUUUCUGCUACCUGGCCAUGUUCUUUUGGAUGUUAAGUCUGAGCACCACACUCCUUCAUCAGGCAGUUUUCCCCUUUCACAAAGUGGGCAAAAAAACCUAUCUGAGGUUCUCGUUGUUCCUGGGCUAUGUUUGUCCUUUUCUCAUUGUUUCUAUCACAUUUCUCACCAACAACGCCGGAAGCGAAGGCUCGUAUUUCGAGCUGAAGACCUGUUGGCUGGUUUAUUCUGGAAUUCUGAAAGGAACCAUCUAUACAUUUAUUCUACCAGUUGGCAUAAUUGUUUUCAUCAAUUUGUUUUCCAUGGUAGUGGUGAUCAUGAAGCUUUUGGACCACAAAAGCACAGAGAAAACCCAUGAAAACGAAAUGAGAGCUGCCAAAACUGUCCUGAGAUCAGUUAUUCUUCUGACUCCAAUCUUUGGUUUGCCGUGGAUUUUUGGAUUCGCUACAUUUAGUCUUGACCUCACAGCUGGAGCUGUGACUUUGGCUGUGAACUAUGCCUUUGUUCUGCUCAACGCAUUUCAGGGUUUGUUUAUUUUGUUGACCACAUGCCUGGGAGACAAAAUGACCCGUGAAGCACUGCUGAAUACCUGUAGGAAGAAAAAAGCUCCACCAACGAUCAGCGAAAGCUCCACCAAGUUAGAAGCAACCAAAAAGACUUCGAGAACAGCUGAAAACAUGUAAAUUAAAAAACUACAUUUUACUCACAAAAUCAAAUGUAAUAGAUUCAUGAGCUACACUUACUUCUUGAUGUGACUCUUUGUUUAUUUGCAGUAAUACAAGAGAAACGUUGUAAUAUUUGUUAUGUACAUAUCUGUGUUUCUU
Archocentrus centrarchus (flier cichlid) is the source of this 3343-nucleotide messenger RNA. RefSeq names its product adhesion G protein-coupled receptor F3a (gene adgrf3a). The transcript has 18 exons. Gene Ontology annotation, cellular component: membrane. The coding region runs from base 65 to 3202 and encodes 1045 amino acids. Lineage: Eukaryota; Metazoa; Chordata; Actinopteri; Cichliformes; Cichlidae. Gene Ontology annotation, molecular function: G protein-coupled receptor activity. The record is from RefSeq and is a predicted model, not a curated record. Gene Ontology annotation, biological process: adenylate cyclase-activating G protein-coupled receptor signaling pathway; cell surface receptor signaling pathway.